Messenger RNA from Entrophospora sp. SA101, 1392 nucleotides. NCBI's taxonomy places the organism in Eukaryota, Fungi, Glomeromycota, Glomeromycetes, Entrophosporales, Entrophosporaceae. The record is from the annotation of a GenBank genome assembly.
AUGAAAAUAGCUGACUUUUUCGAGGCUACUGCAAUAGUAGAAAAUCUAGUGUUGUAUGAUUCCCUUGAUAAAAUAAAACAAUUGUUGUCAUCAUCAGUAAUUGCAACUUUAGCUAUCCAAAUAAAUUUAUUGGAAGAUUCAGUUUCUACAGGCCUUUUAUUCUUAGUGGAGAAAGGGGCAAUGAAAAUAGCUGACUUUUUCGAGGCUACUGCAAUAGUAGAAAAUCUAGUGUUGUAUGAUUCCCUUGAUAAAAUAAAACAAUUGUUGUCAUCAUCAGUAAUUGCAACUUUAGCUAUCCAUGGUGCAGAAAAUAAACCAAACGAUAGUGCAGCUAGAAGAUCAUGUGAAUCAGCGACCAAGAAAAUAUUUUUAAAAAGAAAAAAUGAUAAAUCUUUAUCAACAACAACUUCAAGUAGUAGCAGCACUUAUAUAACUACACCUGUUAAUUGUAGUCCCGCUCACAGUAGACGGACUAGUACCAGCAGUAUUAAUAAUUCGACUAUCACUAGCACCACCACUAAUAGUAAUGAUUAUAAUAUUCAUACACUUGGUUCAUCCACAACACCUUCAACAGGAGAAAUGGUAGUUACAAGUGGGCAGCUAGUAUUAUCAACUAUAGAAAACAGCUUUAGUAAUUACUUACCAAUAAUUGGUAUAAUCUCUAGUUUAUGUGAAAGAAUUAUAAAAAGUUAUGAGACAGUCAAAGACAAUAAAAAAAUAUGUGGAGUAUUAAUUGAUAGGGUUGAAUUGACUCAUCUUGCAGUAAAACAAUUAGUUAGAGCCAAGGAGGAGAAUGAAGAAAACUUUAGGGAAGAGUCAUAUUUCAAAGCAUUUAAUAGAUUACAAAAAGUUUUAGAAAAUAUUGAAAACUUUAUUAAAAACAUGUCAAACUAUGGAGCAUUCAAGCAUUUUGUUAAUGCUGAACAUUGUAAAAAAUGUUUUGAAGAUUAUUGUGAUGAUUUAGAUAAAGUUUGUGCAGAUUUACAAUUUAAUAUAACAAUUAGGAUUUAUCAUAAUUUGGAAAAAAUGUGGGAGAUUUUUUAUGAAUCUUUUAAGAACGUAGGAACAUUAGAAACACAAGGAAAAUUAGUUUUAAUAGGAAAAUUAAAUAAAUCUAUGAAAACCAAUGAUUUUGAUUUUAAUCAAGAACUCUUAAAAAUACCAAAAAUCGAUACUAACGAAAUAGAGGAUGUGAAACCACAAGACAGAAAAUCAACAGAUAUAAGAGGAAAAGAUAAAAAUGUAGUUAAGAAAGUAUUAAAGCGAACAGUUGAUGUAGCAUGUAAAUAUAUUGUAGGGGAUUUAAAGGAUGUUAAUGAUGCUGAAACCAAGAAGAGCCAAUCUCCAUCACCACAAUAUGUGUCAGGAUUUUUUUAUAAGACUAUCGAUUAA